Messenger RNA from Tachysurus fulvidraco (yellow catfish), 5254 nucleotides. It is a transcript of the gene fmr1, whose product is annotated as FMRP translational regulator 1. Gene Ontology annotation, biological process: regulation of alternative mRNA splicing, via spliceosome; regulation of mRNA stability; positive regulation of translation. Gene Ontology annotation, cellular component: presynapse; growth cone; neuronal cell body. Gene Ontology annotation, molecular function: protein homodimerization activity; mRNA 3'-UTR binding; translation regulator activity. Lineage: Eukaryota; Metazoa; Chordata; Actinopteri; Siluriformes; Bagridae. The transcript is spliced from 15 exons. Bases 287 to 2002 code for a protein of 571 amino acids. The record is from RefSeq and is a predicted model, not a curated record.
GACUCGGGUAAAAGGGGAGCCUCUCCUGUGUGUGUGUUUACAUCAACGCGUUCACGCGCAGCUGCUGCGCCUAUGCUAAUGCUAAUGCUAACGGCUCGGUUUAUGUUUCGUUUUCAUUUUGGCGAAAACGUCGACGCACAGCAACGUUAAACAGUAACAGGAGGCUUUUGUGAUUAGCAGAGAAGGAAGUGCGACAAACGUAUUGUGUGUGUGUGUGUGUGUGUGUGUGUGUGUGUGUGUGUGUGUGUGUGUGUGUGUGUGUGUAACAGUGUGUAUAAUCGGCGUCAUGGAGGAGCUAGCGGUGGAAGUCAGAGGCGCAAACGGGGCUUUUUACAAGGCUUCCGUGAAGGAUGUGCAAGAGAACACGGUCACUGUGACAUUUGAAAACAAUUGGCAGCCAGAGCGACAGAUCCCUUUUAGUGACAUGCGGUUUCCUCCUCCUGCUGGGGUUCAGAAAGAGAUCACUGAGAGUGAUGAGGUUGAGGUGUACUCCAGGGCUAACGACAAGGAACCGUGCGGCUGGUGGCUCGCCAAAGUGCGCAUGGUAAAAGGGGAGUUUUACGUCAUCGAGUACGCCGCCUGUGAUGCCACGCUCAACGAGAUUGUCACGUUAGAGAGGCUGCGGCCCGUGAACCCAAACAAAGCCACCACAAAGAGCUCCUUCCUGAAAAUCCGACUGGACGUUCCUGAAGACCUGCGACAGAUCUGCGCAAAAGACUCGGCUCACAAAGAUUUCAAAAAAGCCGUGGGUGCGUUCAACGUCACGUAUGACUCCGAUAAGAAGCAGCUGGUCAUUCUGUCAGUCAACGAGGUGACCACCAAACGAGCGACCAUGCUGACGGACAUGCACUUCAGGAGCCUUCGCACCAAAAUGUCCCUCAUGCAAAGGAACGAAGAGGCCAGUAGGCAGCUGGAGAGCUCUCGACAGUUAGCGUCAAGGUUCCACGAGCAGUUUGUGGUGCGCGACGAUCUGAUGGGUCUGGCUAUUGGCACACACGGAGCCAACAUCCAACAGGCCCGCAAAGUUCCCGGGGUCACCAACAUCGACCUCGACGAGGAAACGUGCACCUUUCACAUCUACGGAGAGGACCAGGAUGCCGUGCGCAAAGCCAGAAGCUACCUGGAGUUUUCCGAGGAUGUUAUUAGGGUGCCUAGGAAUUUAGUAGGAAAAGUCAUCGGGAAGAGCGGGAAGCUGAUUCAGGAGGUCGUGGAUAAAUCCGGAGUGGUCCGAGUGAGAGUGGAACCAGAAAACGAGAAGAAACAGUCUCCAUUGGAGGAGGGCAUGGUGCCAUUCGUGUUCGUCGGGACAAAAGAAAGCAUCUCAAACGCACGCCUACUGCUCGACUACCAUCUCAACUAUCUCAAGGAGGUGGAUCAGUUGCGGAUGGAGAGGCUGCAGAUUGACGAGCAGCUACGUCAAAUCGGCGGCGGCGGCGGCCCCAGAGCUCCGUCAGGUCGACCAGAGAAGGAAAAACCGUUCAGCUCUGAUAACGGCAUGGGGCAUCCCCGAGGGGGCAAACCUUUCGGGCGUGGGGGGCGAGGAAGACGAGGGCCUACGUUUGCAUCAGGCACCAAUUCGGAAGCGUCCAACGCAUCCGAGACUGAAUCAGACCACAGGGAUGAGCUGAGCGACUGGUCUCUGGCUCCCACCGAUGAAGAGUCUAUGGGUUACCCCAAACGAGUCCCAGACGGACGAAAGAGGGGUAGCGGUGGCGGCCGGGGCCGAGGGGGACGGGGAAGAGGAGGAGGAGGAGGUUACAAAGGAGAGGACGUGCACUGGAGCGAGUCUCGUCCCCGGAACUCCAAGCCGAGGCUGCAGGAGGAUUCACUACAGAUUCGCGUCGACAGCAAUAACGAGAGGAGCGUCCUCGCCAGCCGAGGCCCUCAGGGGCCCAGCGGAGACUCUACCGGCACCCGACAGAGGAGCGUCAAGGAGCGAGGGAUAAAGAAAGAGAAGCAGGAAGGACAAGACAGCCAGGUCGUCAUGAACGGCGUGUCGUAAUUGAAAAUCCCUCACCCUCACCCCACCCUCCGUGUCUAAUCUCCCAAACAACUUCACCGUUCCAGAAGCUUCUUUCAUUAGAGACACAUUAGGCCAAAGAGAACCAGGUCAGUAGGGCUUAAGAAAAACAAACAAACAAAAAAAAAAAACCCCACAACUAAAACAUGACAUCAAGCACAUUUUGUAACCGCUAAGGGGGAACUAAACAAAGACGUCUCUGCUGUCUCUGAAUUUUGUAGUCUGCAUUGAUUAGAGGUGUCGGUCUCUGAAUCGAAAGUUUUGUAAUCGACUUUCUAGGCAACUAACAAAGCUCUGGGUGUAUUAAAAAAAAAGUGUGUGUGUGUUUGGUUUUUGUUCACAUCAGGGGGACAUCGGAUUUGAUUAAAAUACCUGUGCCAUCUCUCGUGGCAGUUUUUUUUCUUCUCCCCAUCUACUGUUUGGUGUCUUGUUAUUAUAGAGCCCAUCAUAAUGUGAGGUUCCAGCCACACUGCUUACAAAAAAAUAAAUAAAAAAAAUAAAUAAAAAAUAGACAAAGUAGACAUACUCCUAGAUGAUCUGUGCCUUUAACUAGUGGGAUAGUUUCUGAAUUUGGAUAUUUAAAUCAGGGAAGACGACAUGGAUUCUGCUUAAUCUUAGCCAGUCAGUGAAAAUAAACCAUGGUGCAUGUACAGUACUUCACAUGUGAUGUUUUUGGUACAUCUAAAGGGCAACUCUUCAACUUUUUUCUUUUUCCUACCCCCAUUCAGAUCAUGUAACCGUGAGCUCGUCCCAGGUGACGAAGUAAUCAGUCGACCACUUGAUGCGAUUAUAUGGAUAUAUUUGUUUGUAAGGUAUUUCGAUGAAUUUAAAUGAGACCCGUUAGCUUUUUAGCGAACCAUCCUUAGCUGCAGUAGUCGUCUUGUUUUCCAAAUUUUGUACAAAUUCUUUUUUUUUUUUCUUUUUUUUUUUUUUUAAAGUUUUUUUUGACUUCCUAGUAUCUGCAGUCCAAUCUUUCAAAGCGAUGCUCACAGGGAGUAGGUGAAAUCCAUCCUAAGCCACGUCCUGUCGCCCCUUCGUGUGUUUACUCUACGUUCAUGUUCAGGUGUAAAAAGCACUGAUAUCAGAUAUUGCUGUAAAAGCUUCAUUUUCAGUAACAGCGUAUUGUACAUGACAUGCUCGCUGUUCUUUUGAAGUUACGACCCAACCUAUCAAGCACGCGCUUGCGUUUCACAUCCGUGCGAUCACGCGUAUUUAAAGAUUACGCGCUCGGAACGUAAGGGGCGAAAAAAAAAUCGCGUGUACGCUCUUAUCGUAACGUCAUCACAAACUUUCUCAUUUUUACUCUGCUGUACUUUUUGCUUAGGGAGGGAAGAUGAAGGAGAUGUGACAUGGAGUUUGAUAUGAAGCUGUGUUACCUGAUCCGUGCUUGUGCUUUUUUUUUUUUUUUUUUUCUCUCUCUCUCUCUUUUUAGUUUACAAGUUUAGAGGUUUAGAAGAGUGUUCCACACCCAGACCCCCCCCCUCCCCCCUUUCUUUUUAGGUUUGUUUCUUUUUCUUUCUUUUUUUUUUUAAACCUACUGUGACGCUAACCCCUAAUAGUCCCUUUCUCCUCUCUGUACAGCUGUAACAGUAACCGUUCGUUAAUACCUGCUAUUUCCUGCUAGAACUAUCUUUACCCAUGACGUUAAGUCAGACCUACACGUUGCAGCUUCAACCAUAAUCUCAACCUGAUUUUGCCUGAAUCUCAACAUCCUGCGACAGAUGAGACUAAAGCACUGAAAAUCGAGCUGUUUAUACAACUUGUCCGGCACAAAUGGGUGAGAUUUUAGCGAGACUGGAAACGGUAUGAACUAAGAGAUGCAGCUCUCACUCUUAGAUAUCCAGUACUGUCUGCUGUUUUCUCUUAUUUAACACACCUACUAUGAUCCUGAUCAUAAAUCUACUGCACCGUUAUAUUACUAGAUACAGGUGUUUAACAUCAGAAAGGAACUUUUCCUUCUCGCUGCAGCGGCGACGCCGUCAAGGCCACUUCAUCGUCCGCACCGUUUUAUUUCCACCUGGAAGCAUAAACAUCAUGUACCUUUUUAAAGAUAAUUUAAAGCUACAUAACUGGAUCUUGCAGACGGACAAUGUACACUGUAUUCACCGUGUGCACUUCCCCGGGUAAAACUACAUACACAAGUCCAAACGCUCUAGGCUUAAGGGAAAGGGCCCUUCUUUGGGCAUGACGUGUGUCAGUAGACUAACUGUGUACAAUCUUUAUAGUGUAACAAAAUAUGUGAAACCCUGACAUGGCAAAGUUGUUAUUUUAGCACACCUCGAUCUAGUCUUUAUAUAACAGCCAGGUUUAGAUCGCUUCUCUAACGCACUUACGAAACAGCUUAAAGUUAGCUGUUGAAGACACACUUUUUUUUUUUUUUUUAAACAUGGCAAUUAAUGUUCUUACUACUACUACUAGUAAUUCACCUUUUGAAUGUACAUUGAAAUAUUAUUUGAUUAUUAUUAUUAUUAUUAUUAUUAUUAUCGUAAAACUGGUAUUAUUAUUAUUACUAUUAAAUGUAAUAUAAAUAUUAAAGCUGUAAGAUAGAAUCACUUUUUUCUUUUGUUUGUAUUAUGACAGCUUCAUCUCAUAAUUUAUUAUUAGUAGUAGUAGAAGUAGUAGUCGUGAUAACAUUUAUAUUAAUAAUAAAUAAAAGUAGGUGUAGUUGAAAUAGUUCAUAUUAACGGUAAUAUAUUAGUCAUAGUAGUGUAAUUAACUCGAGCAGUAGGUGUGUUAAACAGGGAACUCGCCCACUUUCGCCGGACAGAUCGCCAUCAAGGACUUUUCUGCUCAGUCUCUUUACGCCGCAAAACUCAUACAAGGCUCAAUUUGUGACGGUCUGUUAACGCGAAGCUUAAAAUAAUAUGAAAAAUCUUAAUCUUUCCAAACAGACUGUUUCCUAGUUAUUUAUUUUCAAGAUCGUGUAUGAGUUUACAAAUACACCAAAUUUUUUAGAAACUUUCAUCUCUGGCUCAUGUUGUAGGCUGUUGUGAAAAAUAAAUUGAAAUGGAAAAAAAAAUAAAGAUAGAAUCAAACAGACAGGAAAGAAAAAAAAAACUGUAGAUACUGAACCAAGGUAGAUUGACCUUGUAUGUUACUGCACUUUGGGUAAGAAUUUCUUUGUACAUAAAUAGCAAGACAGACUGGGUUUUAUGUUGACUUUGUUUGGUUAUAGUGCAAUAUAUUUUGUAUGCAAGCAGUUUCAAUAAAUAAAGGUUGAUCUUCCUCUGCAAA